AUGUCCUCUAUCUGGAAGAACUACUUCGGCCAAGAUGAGGUCGCCUCCUCAGGUGCCACCCCACCGAACGACAAGACCCCCAUUCAGGCCUUGCCUGCCAACUGGUAUACCUCUCCCGAGAUGUGGGAAUUGGAGCGACGUGCGAUCUUUUCCCGCAAGUGGAUGUUAAUCACCCACAAGCUGCGCCUCCCUAGCACCGGUGAUUACUUAGUCUAUUCCAUUGCCGGCUACCCCUUCAUCCUAGUCCGCGACAAGGAUGGCAACUUCAACGCUUUCCACAACGUCUGCCGACACCGUGCCUUCCCCGUGGCGACUGAGGAGAAGGGUAAGGCCAGAAUCUUCGCAUGCAAGUACCACGGCUGGUCAUAUGGCCUGAAUGGUAAACUUGCCAAGGCUCCUGGCUACCAGGACCUCGAGGGGUUCGACAAGAACAAGAAUGGUCUUUUUCAGAUCCAUGUUCACGUCGAUAACAACGGAUUCAUAUGGGUCAACUUAGACGCCAAGGAACAGCCCGAGAUCGCAUGGGAAGAUGACUUGAGCAAGGUUGAUUUGCAGGAGCGUUUUAAUGGCAUCAACUGGGACGAGUACAACUUCGACCACACCUGGGAGAUGGAGGGCGACUUCAACUGGAAGAUCCUUGCCGACCACUAUAAUGAAUGCUACCACCCAGAUACUUCCGACAACGGCGCUACCACGGAUAGUAGCAUUGUUGACUACACUAACUCCACCCCGGAGCAGAUUGCCCGUGGUUUGAGGAUUACCAGCACUUACUACUUCCCUAACGCUUCUAUGACUAUUUUCCCCCACUUCUUCUUCUUGCAGAGAAUUGUGCCGACCUCCGCCACCAAAUGUAUGACGCGGUAUGAGGUUUAUCGCAACAAGGACUCCAGCGACGAAGACUUCGAGUUAAUUAGCCAAACGUACAAGCGGAUCAUGUCCGAGGACAAGGACCUCUGCACAGACGCCCAGAAGAACCUGAGUAACCACAUAGAGAAGGGAUCCCUCGACUUCCAGACGGUUGUGCGAGAGCUUGUUCUAGAGCACUACAAGAAAGAGCAGGAAGCAGGUCGUGAGAUCUGGCCAACUCGCCAAACACUCCCGACCAGCGCCACCACCAGCGAGGAGGACAUGACCUUCUGUAACAAGCUGGAUGCUCAAGCCAAGGGGUCUGAUUGCUCAACAACGGCCGGCGGGUGCUGUGGUGGCACGGGCUGCCAACCUAAUGAAACACUUGUCUUUUAG
Messenger RNA from Aspergillus oryzae RIB40, 1242 nucleotides. Its product is annotated as aromatic ring-hydroxylating oxygenase subunit alpha. NCBI's taxonomy places the organism in Eukaryota, Fungi, Ascomycota, Eurotiomycetes, Eurotiales, Aspergillaceae. Gene Ontology annotation, molecular function: iron ion binding; 2 iron, 2 sulfur cluster binding. Bases 1 to 1242 code for a protein of 413 amino acids. The record is from RefSeq and is a predicted model, not a curated record. The transcript is spliced from 2 exons.